AUGACAAUUUAUUUGCUUCCGCAGUUUUCCGUCGUCUCUUUAAUUUUAAUUACUAUUAUUAGCACAACAAAUUCCAAUCAAUGCCUCGAUGAGCAGAAAAUAUUGUUACUUGAGCUGAAAAACAACUUAACGUUUGAUUCCUCUGUUUCAAGAAAACUAGUGCAGUGGGAUGGGAUCGAAGAAGAUUGUUGCAAGUGGGAAGGCGUGGAAUGCGACGCUGCAGGCCAUGUUAUCAAUUUGCAGCUCGACUACGAGUCUCUUUCAGGUAUGGUUGAGAAUCUAUCUACUCUUUCAAGGCUUAUAUACUUAGAGAGGCUUAACUUAGCAUACAAUUCACUCAAUGGGAGCAUCCCACCAUCUCUGUUUGGUCUUCCCUUGCUGCAACAACUUAAACUUAACAACAACAAUUUUAGUGGUGAGUUUCCCUCUCUUACUCUCUCUCACUUGGAAGAGCUAGAUUUGAGCAACAACCGCCUUGAGGGCCCUAUUCCCGACUCUUUCUUCAAACUUGAAAGCCUUCAACUUGUUUCCCUCUCUAACAACUUCUUCAAUGACACUUUUCAACUUGGAAAGAUGAGAAAGCUUCGGAAUCUCACAACUCUUGAUCUUUCUUACAAUAACUUGUCUGUUGAUGCAAGCAGCAUCAACUCAAGUUUUCCUACAUUUCCCCAAUUUUACCAAUUGAGCCUUGUUUCUUGCAACCUUUCCAGUUUCCCUGAUCUUAGAAACCAAUCCAAUUUGAGAUUUUUGGACCUCUCAAACAACAGAAUUGGAGGGGAAAUUCCCAACUGGAUUUGGGGAAUUGGAAGUGGAGAAUUUUGGCAAUUGAAUCUCUCUUGUAAUCACUUUGUGGAUCUACAAAAGCCUUAUAGAAUUCCUGAUUCUCUUCAAGUUCUAGACUUGCACUCGAAUCAUCUCCGGGGUGAGUUGCCCCUGCCCCAAGAACGAGCUUUGUACGUAGAUUACUCAAACAACAAGUUCGACAAGCCCAUUCCCAUCAACAUUGGAAACUACCUUUCAAAUCUCAUUUUCUUUUCUGUUUCAAACAAUAGUUUGAGUGGAUCAAUUCCAACCACCCUCUGCCGCGCUACAUAUCUUCAAGUUCUUGACUUGUCAUUCAAUAACUUGAGUGGUAACAUGCCUCCUUGUCUGCUUGAAAACACUCAGAAUCUUGGGGUGUUCAUUCUGAGGAGCAACAACAUCACUGGGGAUAUUCCUGAUAAAUUCUCUAACAAUUGUGGCCUACAAACUCUGGAUCUCAAUGGCAACAAUUUAGGAGGAAAAAUUCCCAAGUCCAUGGAAAAUUGCAGCUGGUUAAGUGUGUUGAAUCUUGGAAAUAACAAGAUUGAUGACAGCUUCCCGUGCAUGCUGCCCUCUAGCUUGCGCGUGCUUGUCCUGCGCUCCAACAGAUUCCAUGGAGAGAUCAGAUGCAACAAAGACUGGCCUGAUCUUCAAAUUAUCGAUGUAUCUUCCAACAGCUUCACUGGCUCUCUCUAUCAAGUGGGAUUCUCGAGGUGGAGUCGGAUGGUGCUAGACAGUGAUGGGCAGUCGAGGCACGAGCAACUCUACUUUGAAUUUCUAAAUUUGAAAAACCUCUACUACCAGGAUGAGGUGACAUUAACCAUCAAAGGCACACAGCUGAAGCUUGUCAAGAUUUGGUCAGAGUUUACAUCUCUUGAUUUCUCUUGCAAUAAAUUCCAAGGAGGGAUACCAGAAGCAAUAGGUGAUCUGAGCUCGCUUUAUCUUCUCAACUUAUCCCACAACGCCCUCACGGGCACAAUCCCAAAAUCAUUGGGUAACAUGGUGGCGCUUGAAGCACUUGAUCUCUCACUAAAUCAGCUAACAGGGAUGAUCCCAGAGGGGCUUCGACAUCUCGGAUUCCUUCAGGUCUUGAAUCUAUCCUACAAUAAGCUGGUCGGAAGGAUCCCAUAUAGUUAUCAACUUGCAACAUUUGACUAUCCUUCAUAUGAAGGAAAUGAAGGGUUAUGUGGAUUUCCUCUCAACAUAAGCUGCAGUAACCAUGAAAACAUGGAGCGACAUGAAAAGCCAGAGAUAGAAUGGAAUUAUAUAUCUGCUGAGAUUGGAUAUGCUGUGGGCUUCGGAAGCAUCAUCUGGCUACUUGUGUUUUUCCCAAGUUUGAGAGAAAGUUACUUUGGGAAAGUAGAUGAGGUUUUUGAAAUGAUAAUUGACCGCCAACGCAGGAAAAGAAGCCAUGAAAGAAGAAGAAGAGCAGCCGCGAAUCAAGUUAGGAGACAAUAGUGUUGAUAAUACUAUUUGGUUUUUGUAACAUAAUAACAUUGCAUGAUGUUUCUUCUCAUUUUCAAAUUUCUUUUCAAUUACUCUAUAUAUAUAUAUUGUCUGUUAUUUAUCUAUUUAUUUUUCUCAAUCUGUAUUUGCUAAUUUAUAGUACGACACACAUAUUUUCAUGGC
Salvia miltiorrhiza (redroot sage) is the source of this 2430-nucleotide messenger RNA. Its product is annotated as receptor like protein 22-like. NCBI's taxonomy places the organism in Eukaryota, Viridiplantae, Streptophyta, Magnoliopsida, Lamiales, Lamiaceae. Bases 1 to 2259 code for a protein of 752 amino acids. Gene Ontology annotation, molecular function: protein binding. The record is from RefSeq and is a predicted model, not a curated record. The transcript has a single exon.